ACCGCCUUACUUGGAAAGGGGGGGGGGCUUUGUAGUGCCAUAAGAAGGCUCUUCAUCAUGGAGGUAUCAGGGGUCAACAUGCCCACUGCACUGCUGGGACUCCAGAUCCAGGGAAGCUGACCAUCAAGUGAGGCGGCCAUGCCCACAUCACCUCAGCAUCCUUCCGCCCGUCUGUCACACUAAUCCAGGGGGAUGUUACAGAAUUACCCUCAUUAGUGCAAGCAGAGAAGAGGAGGAGAUGCCCGGGGGAAGGCAAGAUUGCGCAAUGGUGGCCACCGAGGAAUCAAGGCCGGUGGGCACAAGGCAGCCUUGAUCUCCUCUCGGCCUUGCAGGGGUCACGAACAAGGCCCCUUCAGGGUAGGCGGCCAACCCAGAAGGGCCAGUGGACCCACUGGUUCUGCCAGAAACUGGACCUCUGGCAAUUCUUCCCCCAAACUUCACAGAACACACUUGGGAGACACAAGGCUUCCUUGGCAACUCUACCUGACAUGCGCAGGCAAAGCGCACAAUGUGCCAUCUUCCUGGCAGCCCCAGUCUGGGCACUGGAAGAGGCAGCCCUCCAGGGAUAUUGCCUGCUUUUGGGAAGGGGAGGGAGCACCGGGGAGAUGGAAGCCUCCAGGGAGAGCAACACACCCCCCCCCCGGGGAGGGGAAGGCAUGGUCAAACGGGUGGCAGAGCAGGAGGGGAAGCCCCCUCCAAUCUCCACCUGGGCUUUCCCCCCUGGACCUCCGGCAAGCCGGCAGGAGCCACAGGCCAGCGGACGCUCCCGCCUGCGCCUGGAGGAGCGCCUUCCCCGGCUUCUCCCCCGCCCCCGACAGACACUUUCUCCUGGGAGUGGCCUUCGGGCCAGGGUCCUCUGCCUCUGCCCCUCCCUCCCAGCUCUCGCUUAGACUUUUGCCCUGGGGCAAACGGCGUUUAUGGCUGCGCGGAAGUUAAUCUAUAAUCGGCCGGGCAACCAGCGAGGCAGGACCUGUUAGUCAGCUGCCUGGUCGGAGGCAAUUUGCGAGCAGGAUCGACCUGCCCCGCUCAGCGGGUGGAUCCCAGUCCUGGGGAGGCAUGACGGGCAGCUCAGCUCUGCGGAGCACAUGACCGCCGGCAGGUGCUUCUGCAGGCCGGCGCGGCCCCAGUUCCUUGACCGCUCCGGCCAUGCGGAGGAAGCCCGGAGGAAGCUGGCCAAGUUCAGCCCGGGCAGCGUUGUAGGAAAGGGGGGAAAGCCGCGUCUGAAAGGACUGCCAAGAGAAGCAGACGCUGGAGUUGACUUCGCCGCCGCCGCCACUCAGCAGCCAAUCUGCAGGACAUCUUUUAUUUCCCUACACAACGUCCCUGAAAGCUCUCUCCGCGCAGCGCCUGUCCGCAGCCCCGCAGCCGAGCGCACCGGAGGCGUCCGCGGCAGCAUCUCCAGGCACUCCGGGGGUCGCCCCGCCGCCGCCGCCGCCGCUGCUGCGGCCGCCGUCCUCCCACCAUGGGCCUCCGGGAGUCGCCGUACUCCAGCCGCAUCCUGGGGGGUCUGGACACCAUCAUGAGGGCCCUGCUGUUCCCCGGCUACUGGCUGACCAGCGAGGUGCUAGCUCUGCAGCAGACCACGGGGGAGCAGCCCGGCUGCGUGCCCCACGCCUUGGAAGUGGCAGUCCGGGGGCCGCCGCUGCUGCUGCUGCUGCUGCUCUACAGUCCCAUCGCCCUCUUGGCCUUCCUGCUCUGGCUGCCCCUGCAGGGCGCCCGGCGCCCCUUCGCCUACCAGCACACGCCCGGCCGAGAUUCUCCCGAGUUGUGGGCACUGCCUGGCCCGGCCAGGACCCUCAGCCUCCUCAGUGCGAACGUCUGCCUGCUCCCUGAGGGGCUGGCCAAGUUCAGCAACCUCUGGCGGACCCAGUGGCGGGCCAGCCACCUCUGCCAGCUUCUGACGCAGGCGGCACAGUGCUCCAGCCCUGCCCCCGCUGGGGGCCCCAAUGGGCUGGGAAGUCCACACGGGCUGCCGGGCCCCCCUGCCGGUCUCCUGAGCCACCCCCCAGGCGAUGCUGUGGUAACCAUGGAGCCGCCCCUCAUGGAGGAGGUGGGGGCCCUGGCAGCAGAGGCCAACGGGCCCCGGGAGAUCUCCGCCUGCUUCCCUCCGAAUAUGGACAUUGUGUGCCUGCAGGAGGUCUUUGACCCCCGGGCCUCUGCCCGCCUGUGCCGGUUCCUCGGGCCCCAAUAUGAACACAUCAUCUAUGACGUGGGCACCUACGGCCUCCCUGUCGGCCCUGCUCCGAAGCUGCUGAACAGCGGGCUCUUCCUGGCCAGCCGCUACCCUCUCUUGGCCGUGGAGUUCCACUGUUACUCCAACGGCAGAGGUGAGGAUGCCAUGGCUGCGAAGGGCCUGCUGUGCGCACAGGUGCAGCUGGGAGCUUGUCAAGGGCGAAGGGUCAUUGGAUACCUGAACUGCACCCACCUGCAGGCCCCCGAAGCCGACGGGCCCAUCCGGUGCCAGCAGCUGAGCCUCUGCCUGCUCUGGAUGCAGCUCUUCCAGGACAGCCACGCGCAGCCGGGGGACGUGGUAGCCUUCGACAUCUUCUGUGGGGACCUCAAUUUCGACACCUGCUCUCCAGGUGAUGGGAUGGAACAAAGCCACGAGAUCUUCAACUGGUACACGGACCCCUGUCGCAUCGGACCUCGCAAGGACCAUCCUUGGGCCAUCGGGACGCUGUUGAACAUGCUGCGCAUCUACGACGAGGCUGUGGCCACCCCAGGGAACCUGAAGAGGACCCUGGAGAAUCCGGAGGAGCGCAGGAAGUACCUGGCACGCCCCCUCCAGGCUGAUGGCAGCACCAACCUCUUGACAACCUGCCACGAAGGGCGGCGCGUUGACUAUACUCUUUACCGGCAACAUGCGGGCCCGGUGCCCUUGAAGACCGUGAGUGGCCCGAGAGCCUGUGGUCAGCUGAGGAAGCCGGACAGGCCUUCCUGCUGGGCCAAAAUGGCUGGAGAAAGGUCCCCAGAGUGGGAAUACUGGGUUGAAGGAACUGGUCGGGAGUCGGGCGGCGGAGGUGGGGGUGGUGGGUAACUGGGGGCUGCCAAGGAGGGCUGGAUCCACGGCCUCCCAGGGUUCAUGCCAAAUGAGAAGCCCCUGGAACUGCCACCCCAUCUGGGCACGCAAUGCCCCACUGCGUGCCUCUAGACCAGGCGAGCCCCUACAGCGCUCGGAGGGCGGAAGGAAAAGGAAGGGCGGAAAGCAGGGGAGAGAAGAGGGUGUGCAGAGGUGGACCCCGGGACCGUAAGCCGGGCCACUGCGGGGAGCAGGGCCUGGCAAGGCUGCCCCACCGAGGGGCCUCCCUGCCCAGAAUUGGCACCGACUUUCAGCGUCUGACUCCUGCGGUUUGUGGCGGGCAGAGCCUGGCAAGGAGCAGAAUGCCCAGGUUCUUGCCAGCCCUUCAGUGCCCACAAGCAGCCUUGCGAGAACCUCCUGCGGAAACGGGCCCAGGUGGCUUCCUGGAGUUGUUCUGCUCUGCUUGCCUUGCGGUUCUCCGGGCACCUUGCAAGACACAAAAGUUGCCUCCCUGUGCAGAGCACCAAUUCUCGGGGGCCGGGGGGCACCCUUUUCCUUUGCCCUCUUUGUGUGCUCGAGAGUUGCUUUCUCUGUGGGUCCCAGGACGCCCCUGUAGCCCACUCGCUCUGGGGGACAUUUGCACCAUGGACAGAGGAGCCGUCCUCCCUCCCUCCCUCCCUCCCACCUGAGCCAGGGUAACGCUGAGCACCAGUUCAACAGAGUAACCCGCCUCCCACACCAGGCAGCGUUUGCCGGUACCUUGGAGGAUCUUUCCUUGCCCAGAGGCCCCCGGUCUGCCAGUGGACCCAGCUGGGCUCAGCACUUCCCGGGGGGCUCUUCAGACCACAUGCUCCCACUGACCCAGCCCAGGACAGGAGGGGGUUGCCUGGCAUCUGCUGGAUGUCCAGUUCUGCUCCUCCCGGGAUAUUUUGGUUGCCGGGCUUGACCUGGCCAAAGACCUGCAUGGGUGGGAACAGAGGGCCAGGAAUCCAGCCCCCCCCCCAAGCCUGGCCAGUCUCCUUGCUAAGAGAGGUAAGGUGGCUGUGGCCGAACACUCAUUUAUGCCAACCUGAAUCGGGUGGGCUGUGAGGAAGAGGCCCCCUGCCCCCUUCAUGAGGAUGGGUCCAGGUAGCUGGUUCUCGUGGGCCAGUCUUUGCCCUGCAGUGAAGAAAGUGUUGUGCCAGACACGCCUGGCAUUUCCUUGGCAGCACAAUUAAGCUCCCUCAUCGCUAUGACUUCCUGCCCCAGGAAAGCCUCUUCCGGGUGACUGCAGGUGCAGCAAUAUUUGCAUUUCCUGGUCCUCCACCUGUGGUCAGCCAGGUGCUCUCUUGGUGGAUCUGGUCUUUGGGGUUUGGGCAAUCAGAUCCGUGACCCCCCCUGAGCCAAGGGGAGGUUGGCAUCUCCUGUGAACUCCCAAAUGGGCAUUUUGAUACAGGUAGUAAACCUGGUCAAAGUUUGCCCUAAACAAGAAUGUCCCCACGGCCUGCAGAGCCUCCCAGCAACUCUGCCAGCUUCCCUCCAUCCCCACGACCAAGACAAUGAAUGCUAGCUAGUUCUCACCAUCCCCUCAACCUCCACAAGCCCUGGGGAGGGGCUGGAAGGGACAGAAAUGGGUGGGGGGUCUCCAUAAUAGCAGUGAUCCCUCCUGGGCAGAUUUCCCCUCCUUCCAGAAGGAGGAGAAAAAAAGCAGGAAGCCCCUUCCCCACCAUGGUCUUUCCCCUUUCAAAGGACUCCCUGGAAGGUGCCAAGGAGAGUGGGAAGGGGGGGGGUCACUGGGGAACAGCUGCAGGGGAAUUGGGGGGCUGCUGAGGUUCCAGCCAGGGCAGCUGGGGAAACUGGUAGGGCUGGUGAAUGUUAGGAGUAGGUGGUGCCAGAGGGCUGCAAACAGAGGGCUCUGGAGAUGAAUGGAAGGUGCCUCCACGUGCCGAAUCUGCCCUGAGCAGAAGGUUGGUUCAGGCGGCCUUCAAUCCUAAAAUUAUUCAGGAUUAGGGGCCAAAUCUUUCCCCAGACUCUCCGCUCUCGGCCCCUUCCUGGGCCCAUUGUUCUGCUGCUCUCAGCCCUUCCUGUCUCGUGUCCCCUCUUGGCUUUCAGACGGUGGAGAAAGUCUCCUUUUUCACCCAGCUGGCCACCUGCUCGGACCACUUGCCUGUCGGACUGCAACUCCUGGUAUCCUCGGAGGUGGAACCGGAAGAGUGACCAGGCGUGGAAGGACCCACUGUGACCUGCAGCUGGACCAAAGUCCUUGAUCCAGGGAUGGGAAGCCGUCUGUCCAGGGCCUCUCCCUGCUGGAGAGAGGGAGCAGUUACUCCUUCAAAGCCAAGCUGGGCACUCUGGGAUGGCCGAGGGGCUGGUGUGGGAGGCCUUCAAGGUUGCAGGCACCAGAGCGGUCACCUACUCCAGGCUCCGAACUCAGCAGAGGAUGGGAGAUAGUGUGACACUGGUCAACGGGGGCCAUCAAGGUGACACCGGCAUUCUCUGCCCAAAUGCCUGGACCUCUUGGUCAGCCUCUCCUCUCGGUCCUCCUAGGAAGGGCUGCAUGAAAACAGCCGAGACUGACAUGAGGUCAGGCUGGGGGUGGACAUGUGGGGGGGAGUGGACGAUGGCCCUGUGGCCUGGUCUGCAUCUGGGUGAAGUUGGCUACGAAGGGCCGGUGCAGACUUUGGGCUGGGGAAUUGGUAACCCUUCCCCCCCCCAUCAAAUCAAGUGCAACUUGACUUUCGUAACUAUUUAGCCAAAUGUCAGCCUCCCAAGAUAAAAAUCUCACCACAGAGAUUACACAUCCUGCAUCAGGCACGUAUAGAACUGAAUGUUUCAGCAAAACCUGAAUUGUUUCCAAGAAACCGAAGGGCCUCAAACGUUAAUAGUUUACUGUGUUUGAGCAGACCAUUUCUGGGGUGUUCUUAAUUGUGGCACUCUUAAGGCCUGUGGGCACCCUUUGCCAUCCUGAGCUCUCAGGGCCCCAAAGCUUUAAGAUUUCAGCGGGGGGAGGAGGCGGGAUGGGUGGCCCUGCUGGACAGAAGUCCCCCCCCCCGUCCUUUGUGUGCAGGAAGGCGCUUCCUGGUGCUGUUUGUUCAAUCUCUUGAGUAAACAUCUUUGCAACCGGGUGGCACAAAAGGCUGAUCUCCUCUGGGAUCUCAGGGUGCAGCAUCCAAGUCAAGAAGGGCCUGGUGCUGGGGGGGGGGAGGGGGCCUUGUCCACUCUCACUCUAUGGACAGCCUGCAGGGCUCGAUACAGACCCCGCUGCCCCCGGGUCACGCAAGCCAAGCACAGACAGGGACCAGAGAGGGAAGAUGCAAAGUUUCGACAGAAACGACACAUGGGUGCCUCCUCAGAUACUGUAGGCACUUUCUUUCUUUUGCUUAGCUUAGCUUCACUUUGCUUGGUUUUUGUGGGUUUUUUGGCAGUCUGAGCACUGCUCCCUUUUUCUUCGCGCCCGACUGGAUCUCUCCUACGUUGUCGUUUCCCCCCUGAAACCCACAGUCCAGGAGUUGCAGGAGCUGAACCAAAAGGACCAACUGCUGCUCUGAUGGGUUGGCCCUGAAUUCGCAGCUGGAAAAGAGGGGGGGCAGGAGCCCCGGAGUCCCGCCUGCUCUCAAGGCCCCCUUCUGCGCUGCAAUGAUUUUGCCCCUGCCAGGCGCCGGUUGGCAGAAGAAUUAAAGUUCGGAAAGGGGAGACAGGAGAGGUGCAGAGAAGGAGCCCGUGAGCCUAAAACACCUGCGCACAGCACUAUAGCCGGACAGGUGAACCUCAGCGGGGGGCAAAAUUGACUCGAGCCGAACUCUUCUUCCAGCAGGCAGGCUCCCCUGCUCCUUCUCCUGUGGGACCCCAAAGCCCAGGGAGGAGGGGGCUGACCUCUCUCUCUCUCACACACACACACACACACAAACCCCUUUGCUGCAGGUUCCGACAGACAAGCCUUGAGGCCGAUGCAAGUUGGAAGAACAGCCGGUGCAACUUAAGCAGAGCGGUUAUAGGAUUAGUAAUUUUUUUUAAAAAAAGGCAAUAUCUUCCCUAUCAAGAAAGCUGGGAAGCAAUCGCCAGCCUCAGUGUUGGGAUGUUUAUAUUUAGUGGCCGGAGCAGUAAAGAGUGCCCUGGUCAGAACACACAGUGGCAGUUGAUUGGUUGGAGAGGGCUGGCUCCUGAGCAAGGCAAUCUGCGCUGUGAUUGGCUGCUGUGGGGGUAGUUCCCCCCCCCCAGCCUUUUCCCCUUCUGUGUGCUCUGUACGAUGUUCUGUGAUUUACCUGACGAUUUAUUUGUGGUGUAAGGAUGUACCUGACUACCUUGUCUGCUGUCAAUAUAGAUGUAAAAUAUAUUUAUUUAUAAAAAAAACCCUA
Molecule: messenger RNA, 7353 nt
Organism: Crotalus tigris (Tiger rattlesnake)
Lineage: Eukaryota; Metazoa; Chordata; Lepidosauria; Squamata; Viperidae
Product: sphingomyelin phosphodiesterase 5-like
Exons: 8
Coding region: 1463-3037 (524 amino acids)
Biological process (GO): sphingomyelin metabolic process
Cellular component (GO): extracellular region; cytoplasm
Molecular function (GO): sphingomyelin phosphodiesterase activity
Source: RefSeq, a predicted model, not a curated record